AUGGAGAAACUCGUGAAGCCGCUGGCCGAAGGCUUCGAGGCAAUGCAAGCCCAGCAGAAGAAGACCCAAGAGCAAGUCGAGGCCCUGGCCCGAGAAGAUGACAAGGAACCAUUGGAUUCCGCUGCCGCGAUGAACAAUGGAACCGCAACUCGUCCCACACGUAUUGGCCGACAAGCGGCCCUAGAAUUUGAGCGAAUGAACCGUCGUCUUGACGAGUUCGAUUCUAAGGUCCAUCGCGCCACCAGCUCAGCCUCGGAGUUGACGAAAUCACUCGCCGACACCCGGGAGAGCCCCCUCAUCCACAAACUCCGUCAGAUCGAUUUGCGUGAAAGGAUCCGACUCAAGAUCGAUUCCUACACCGGGGAAGAAGACCCUAAGAAGUGGCUAACGGCGUUCAACCUAUGA
This is a messenger RNA of Microthlaspi erraticum, 405 nucleotides long. NCBI's taxonomy places the organism in Eukaryota, Viridiplantae, Streptophyta, Magnoliopsida, Brassicales, Brassicaceae. The record is from the annotation of a GenBank genome assembly.